Molecule: messenger RNA, 319 nt
Organism: Periconia digitata
Lineage: Eukaryota; Fungi; Ascomycota; Dothideomycetes; Pleosporales; Periconiaceae
Source: the annotation of a GenBank genome assembly
CCCUAUCUCGACAUGAAACUGUUCCCUGAUACUUCUCUUUCUUUUCCUCUUCCAGGGGGGCGGGGGGGUAUAUUGCACCACAAACACCAGAGAAGGAAAUUAAGAUGGAACAACCGCAGGGCUUGAAAAAAGAAAACAUGUCAGGCACAAGCAAAACACAAAAGGAAAAGACACAAAACCUAGUCGUGACUAGCAACGUGUCCAGAAGAAACAAAAAAAAAGAGCAAUCAGACGAGUAGUCAGGGUGGUUUAUUAUGAGCGCAUUGUUGCUCGCGGAUGGCCGUAUGUUGUUGAGAGAAGAUGCUUUUGUCGAUCAACC